Molecule: messenger RNA, 1750 nt
Organism: Actinia tenebrosa (Australian red waratah sea anemone)
Lineage: Eukaryota; Metazoa; Cnidaria; Anthozoa; Actiniaria; Actiniidae
Product: transcription factor EC
Biological process (GO): regulation of transcription by RNA polymerase II
Cellular component (GO): nucleus
Molecular function (GO): RNA polymerase II cis-regulatory region sequence-specific DNA binding; DNA-binding transcription factor activity, RNA polymerase II-specific; protein dimerization activity
Source: RefSeq, a predicted model, not a curated record
GUUCGUUGCCAGGAAAGAAAAUAUGGCUGGUCGUUCGGAAGGUGAAUUUUGUGAAGAGAGUUUCGUAGUGUUUUGGCGAMGAAAAUUGAGGUCUCUUUAAUUCUUUUCUUGAUAUUUUCCCCACUCUUUGAAGGGGGAGUGUUUGAAGAGCUCCAAUGUGCGAAUCGGGCAUAGAUCUUGGUUUCGAUCUCUUAGAAGAAGGAUUCCAAGUCGACAACUUCAGCAGUUCUUAUUACGAGCUCAAAUCUCAUCCACUAGAGAGUGUUCAGGAAGGUUCUGUGUUGGGUCUGCUGUUAAGUACUGGAAGUGUAGCACAGACUACCUAUACACCUACACCAACCAUGGCAUCUCCAAUGACAAGAACAGUAUUUAAACAACAGCUACAAAAACAACACCUCGAGCAACUUGAACAACAGGAAAAGAAAUUGAAUCAAGCAGUAGCACAAACAAGUCAAGAAUCUCAGAGCAUAUCUAUACCGUCUAGCAUGGGUGUUAGUUCUGCUCCCUCUUCAAGCUUGCCACAUGAAGUACCCACAAGUGUAUUACAGGUCAAAACAAAGCUAGAAAACCCUACUCGUUAUUAUGUAAACCAACAACGAGAGAGACAAGUAAAACAAUAUUUGGAAACACAUGGAACUCUUUCGUUACCAAACCACCUUUUGGAAAAUACAACAACGAACAAUAUCUCAAAUAGCCAACCAACCUUAAAUGCUAUAAACCAACAAGCUAUCGCAAGCUUGGGAGCAAAAAGAAUGAAGCCUCCACCGAGUCCUAUGUCUGUGACGAGUCCUGACGGUAUGGGCAACUCUGAGGUACAUGUUGACAGCCUACUGGAUGACAUAAUAAGUUUGGAAUCCAAUCAAGGUGACGAUGUCUUAGCAUGGCAAGAUCCAUCACAGAUUCCAACAGCAAGCAGUAUGUACGACUUAUAUGGAGGUUUAGGAUUGACACCCAUGGUCAAUAACACUGGAGCACCAUCGUCAUGUCCACCUGCCAUUCUUCAAAAUGAAAUAGAAGUUAUUGAUCCACAUGCAUAUGCAAGAGACAGACAAAAGAAAGACAACCACAAUAUGAUUGAGCGAAGACGGCGGUUUAAUAUUAAUGAUCGCAUCAAAGAGCUUGGAACAAUGCUGCCGAAGCAGGACUCAGAUAUGCGGCAAAACAAGGGAACCAUCCUCAAGUCUUCAGUUGACUACAUAAGAAAUUUAAAACGAGACUUAGAUAAAAUGAAGCGAGUAGACCAGGAAAAGAGACAAUUAGAAAUGAUCAACAGAAAGCUGCUUCUACGAGUCCAGGAACUGGAAAUGCAUGCUCGAGCGCAUGGCAUACCAACUACUCCACUAACAGCAGACACGAGUACUGCUUUACUGUCCACAGUGCUUGCAGUAAAAUCAGAACCGGAAUCUCAGCUAAGCUGUGACUUCAGUAUAAAACAAGAACCAUUAGAUCCAAAUGAGUCAGCAGAAGCGAUGGAGGCCUACUCUUUGGCAUCAUCCAGGAACCCAAGUCCAGGAAGCGUAGAUAUGGAUGAUGAUGACUUAUAGUGCGACUAGGAAGGGCAAGUCAACUUACUUGAUAAAAAGCUAAGGCUUUGGUCAAGUCCUGCUUGCUCAGGACGGUCCUGACCAAGCAACUGAAAGAUGUCACUACUCACAGCAAAAAGAUUGUGAAUGAAAUCUUUAUGCUUCAAGAGAAAUGUGAUUGCAAACCGACUGUACAAAGUGCUGCUAUUAAAAGCGCUUUCCAAUGA